Messenger RNA from Helianthus annuus (common sunflower), 2969 nucleotides. RefSeq names its product putative disease resistance RPP13-like protein 1. Bases 2 to 2947 code for a protein of 981 amino acids. NCBI's taxonomy places the organism in Eukaryota, Viridiplantae, Streptophyta, Magnoliopsida, Asterales, Asteraceae. The record is from RefSeq and is a predicted model, not a curated record. Gene Ontology annotation, molecular function: protein binding; ADP binding. The transcript is spliced from 2 exons. Gene Ontology annotation, biological process: defense response to other organism.
AAUGGCUGAUGCUGCUGUUUCUGCCCUUGUCAAUCUCAUAUUCGAGAAGCUUGCUGAUGAAGCCUUCAAGAAGUAUGUUCGCGCUCAGGGUAUUCAUUCCGAGCUCGAAAAACUGGGGGAUAAACUAUCCCAGAUUCAAGCUCUGCUUCAUGAUGCUUCUGACAAAGAAAUAAAAAAAGAAGCUGUUAAACAAUGGCUGAAUCGUCUCCAGCAUCUGGCUUACGAUAUCGAAGACGUACUCGACGAUAUGGCUACCGAAGCCAUGCGUCGUGAGCUGACCCAGGAAUCAGGAGCAAGCACAAGCAAGGUAAAAAAACUGAUUGUCUCAACUUGCUGCACAAAUUUCUCACUAAGUCAUAGGUUGUCUCCCAAAAUAGAUAGUAUUACCACCAAGUUACAACAACUAUAUGAAGAAAAACAUAAGUUAGGUUUGACUGUGGAAAAUGAAAAACAGAAAGAUGGUAAUAGAGGAAAUGAAACCUCUUUGCCAGAACUUUAUGUUGUUGGGCGAGAAGGUGAGAAAAAGAGAUUGCUCAACCUGCUGUUAGGGGGCGAGUCAUGUACAGAAAAGUUUAGCAUCAUACCCAUAGUUGGUAUGGGUGGGGUUGGAAAGACCACUCUAGCUAGACUGUUGUAUAAUGAUCCACAGGUGAAGGAUCACUUUCAACUCAAGGCUUGGGUUUGUAUUUCUGAUGAUUUUGAUGUAUUUAAGAUAAGCCAAACCAUCUUUCAAGAUGUGAAUAGAGAAAAAACGGAAUCCAAAGAUUUAAAUCAGCUUCAAAAGGCUCUUACAGAGCAAUUUAAAGACAAACGAUUUUUGCUUGUACUUGAUGAUGUGUGGAGUGAGAACUAUGAAAAUUGGGAAAAACUUGUGCUCCCAUUUCAUUCGGGGGCACCGGGAAGUAAGAUAAUCAUGACGACUCGCAAGAAGGAACUACUCAGAAUCCUAGGUUUUGAUCAUCUUGACCUUCUUGAAAGUUUGUCACCUGAAGAUGCUUUGUCUUUAUUUGCUUUCCAUGCAUUGGGUGUUGAUAGCUUUGAUUCAUACCCAACACUUAGGGAAAAGGGUGAAGCUAUUGUGAAAAAGUGUGGUACAUUGCCUUUGGCUUUAAAAGCAAUUGGAAGACUACUCAGAAUGAAAACAACACCUGAAAAAUGGGACGACGUGUUAAGUAGUCAAAUAUGGGAUACAGAAUAUGUUGGUGAUCUUUCUGCAGAUUGGAAGGUGAUUUUUCCGGCCCUUAUGCUAAGCUACCAUGAUCUUUCUGCAAAUUUGAAGAGGUUGUUUGCAUAUUGCUCCUUGUUCCCUAAGGACUUCUUGUUUAACAAAGCGGAGUUAGUCUUACUGUGGAUGGCGGAAGGGUUUUUAAGCCAAUCAGAAGCAACCAAGGCACAAGAAGAUUUUGAAGCAUUGUUAUCAAGGUCCUUUUUUCAGCAAGCACCUAAUGAUGAAAAUUUAUAUGUGAUGCAUGACCUGAUGAAUGACUUGGCUACAUUUGUUGCCAAAGAAUGUUUUUUAAGGUUUGAGAAUCAUACCAAGUUGGGGAAGGAAGCUUUGACAAAGUACUGUCAUAUGUCAUUUAUUCCUGAGACAUAUGAAGCUUACCAGAAGUUUGAGAAAUUUAAAAGGGCAAGAAGUCUGAGAACAUUGUUGGCAGUAUCUAUGGAUCAAAUACAAAUAAGGUACUUUUCCAGUAAGAUUCUGGUUGACUUACUUCCUCGGUUACCACUCUUAAGGGUCCUUUCUUUGAGUGGAUUGAAGAUAAGUGAGGUACCGGAUUUCAUUGGUAGUUUGAAGCACUUGAGAUAUCUUAACUUAUCUCGAACUGACAUCAAAGAGUUACCAGAGAACAUUGGUAAUCUUUUUAAUCUACAAACACUGAUCCUUUUUAACUGUCAGAGUUUGACUAAGUUGCCUAAAAGCUUCUCAAAGCUCAAAAAGUUGCAGCAUUUUGACUUUAGGGGUACUCCAUCUCUUAUACAGUUUCCCUUGGGGAUUGGUGAGCUGAAAAGCCUACAAACUCUCACCAAGAUUGUCAUUGGAGGAGAUGGUGGGUUUGCUAUAACUGAGCUUAAGGGAUUAAAUAAUCUCGGUGGGGAACUUUCCAUUGAAGGGUUGUGCAAAGUGCAAAGCGCAGUGGAUGCACAUGAGGCAAAAUUAUCUCUAAAAAAGCUUACUAAGUUAGAGCUGAAUUGGGGGGAUGGUUCUCAACAUGGAACACCUCAAAAGGAGGUUCUCGAAGAGCUGAAACCUGAUAGUGAAUGGUUGAAAGAGCUUUCAGUUGAAUCAUAUGGGGGAAUAGAGUUUCCAAAAUGGGUUGGGCAUCCUUCUUUUCACCGGCUGGUUCAUGUGUCGAUACGCAAUUGUAAAAAUUGUACAUCUCUACCACCACUUGGGCAACUACCUUCACUUAAGGAGUUGUAUAUAAGUAGGAUGCCUAAUGUUAAAUUCAUAGGUGCGGAGUUAACUGGGACCAACCAGCUAACUGUUGCUGCCUUCCCUUCACUUGAAAUCCUAAGGUUUAAAAGUAUGCAUGGCUGGCAGGUAUGGUCAACCAAUAAUGAGGUUUCUGAUGCAGUGUUUCCUUGCCUUCGGGAGCUUCAGAUAGAAGAUUGUCCCAAAUUGAUUGAAGUCUCAUUAAAAACACUACUUUCAGUUGAAGUUCUAUAUUUUAAAAAUAUGUGUGGGUGGAAGGGAUGGUCAACCAAUAGCGAGGUUUCAGUGCUUCCAUCCCUUACAGAACUUCAUAUAGAAAGCUGUCCCAAUAUGAAUGAAUUCUCACCUGGAAAACUACCUAAACUUAAAACUUUACAGCUUAAAGAUAUGUUGGGAUGGAAGACAUGGUCUACCAACGAUGCAGAUUUUUCUUUCCUUCAAGAGCUUCAUAUACACAAUUGUCCUGAAUUGAUUGAUGUCUCAGCUGAAGCACUACCUUUGGAUAGUUAAUUUUCUUUCCUUCCACCUAUUC